Cylindrotheca closterium is the source of this 3561-nucleotide messenger RNA. NCBI's taxonomy places the organism in Eukaryota, Bacillariophyta, Bacillariophyceae, Bacillariales, Bacillariaceae. The record is from the annotation of a GenBank genome assembly.
AUGGCAGCUUCCCACACUUGUCAUGCAAGUGGAACAAAAUUGGAGCAACAAAAGUCCAGAUCACUUUUCCUUGAUAGUAUUGUAAUGCGAGAGCCCUCAAGCUCUGCUGCGACUGCUCCUGUCGCAUCGGUGGCGUCGCCUCCUGUCACACCGGCAACCAACAUGCCAACUCAGACUCCAACCCUAGCAGGUACUGCUGGCCCAACACACGGAGCGAUCCCUGCCAUUACCCACACUCCCACUCAAGCAGUCGGUAGUGCAACCACGACUGCAGCCGCUGAAGAUGUCAUAGCAGUGGCAGCUUCCGCUACUAUAACCCCAACAAUCACUCCAACAGUCACUCCUACCAUUGAAGCAUCGAGCAGUCCCACCAGCAAGCCGACAACUUCGCCCACGGUAAUGGCUAGUUCUCAUCCCACUGCUACUCCUUCGAGAUCACCCACAGCUCAGCCGUCUGCCAUUCCAACAAAAAUGCCCACGAUGAGUCCCAGUAUCGCUCCAUCGAGUACGCCAUCUAUGGCUCCAUCAGAAGUUCCAUCCCCAGCCCCUUCCGUCACACCCGACUGCAUUGAUGAUCUUUCCAAGGUACACGACAUGGAAAUCAACAUUCAAGAUACUUCUAGACGUCGAAAAUACUGGCUGUGUCCUGACACGGUGUUCAAUAUGGGGACCUUGAACGCCAAUGGAACAAUCAUUGAUGGCCAAUCCUACAUUAUGUUACGUCCCAACGUCAUUUACCAGUGUGGGUUGGAUGGUAGCCGAUCUAACAACUGUACCAUUCAGGGUGGAGAUUUUGGUGUCACCUCCUUUUAUGGUGUCUUCGAGGGCAUUCAAGAGACUGUGGACAAUGCCGUUAUUCAAGGAUUGACGUUUGUGGGCCAAAGCCUCUUCUCCGUGGUUCUGGAAGCCGCAGGCGACGUCACAUUUCAAGAUUGUGUCUUCCGAGAUCAAGAAAGCAUGGCACCUGUCCUGAUUCAAUGGAAUGGUGAAGCACCUUUGGAGAGUACCACUCGUAGGUUGCGAGCUUCAGCCGAUUCGGGCAAUACUGGAUUCCAAGGCUUUCAUCAGCGUCGAGUUCAAAACCAAAUUUCGGCCACGCGGUAUUUGGAGGAGAAUGCUACUGAUGUAGUGGAGGAUACCACUGUGAGCACCACUCAACUCAGACACAAGGUUGCAUUCAGACAGUGCGUCUUCCGUAACAACCGUGCCAACAAGCAAUAUGGACUUCCAAGUAUGAUUGAAAACACCUACCAAAGCGAAUUGGUCAUCGAACAUUGCCUAUUUGAGAACAAUGACUACGGAGAGGCAACGAACCCAACACCAUUUGGAUAUGCCAUUCGCAGUUUCGGCCCAUUGUCUGUCGAAGCCAGCUGUUUUGAAGACAAUGAAUUCCUGCAGGACGCUCCUGUGGUAGUUUACAAUGACAUCUACUCUUCUGUCAACAACUAUGCCACCCCCAAGCCCGAUCACUUGUACUGUGGCUUGAUGGCCCUCUAUAACAACAACAGAACUGGAUUGGUCACACCUGCAUCAUCUUUGAUUGACCAGGGUACUCCUGACUGUGUGGAAUCAGAUGUGGAUAGUUGUUUGGUCCAAUUGGCCCCCACCUUGGCGCCGACCGAACCGCCGAGCAUGGAACCAACCAUGGCAUAUGAUCGUAUUGUCCACAUCAGUGGUAGCUCUAGAAUACAGUUUUCGAGAAUGGCAAUGGUGGCGCUGUCGUCCAUCUUGCUGGUGGCCAGUUGAUUAUUGGGACACAAACCAUCACAAAAAUUCAAAACCCGAAAAGUUUUUGCCGACGACAAUCAGAUGCAUCUAUCAUCCCCCAUCCUAUCAUCGCCCAAAGCGAUGUUACCACUAUCGGAACGAUAUAAAAAAGCCAACGAAUACUUGCGUGACGAAAUCCGUCGAGUCAAGCUUGCCCACGCCCAACAACUUGCUGAAAAGGAUGCCAUGAUUGAAGACCUGAACGAGCAAAUCCAGCGCCUUCAGCAACAGCAAGCGCCACAGACAAGGAUCAAGCCCAAGUCUUCCUCUUCAUCACCGUCUAGCAAUCCUAGACCAGGGGUUCUACGUCGUUCGAAUUCCCAUUCGGCGUCUACCAAUUCUACUUCCAGUCUACGAAUGGCCGAAUUAGCUUCCUUUUCGACCACUUCAGCUGAGGAAGACGAAAGCAUCAAAAGCAUCACCAGUAACAACUACAUUCACGAAUCUUUUCUUUCUAUUCCAAAGGUCCCCCUUACGGAAGAAGACGAAGAGGAGGAGGAAGAAAAGGUGAAGAAAGAAGAUAUUUUAUCUCAAGACCGUGACAAGAAAAAUGAUAAAACCAUUGAAAUCCGCAAUGCCAAUAACCCUCAAGACGAAGAAGAAGUCAUGUCCGAUCAACUACCAAGGCGCAAGCAUUCCUUAUCUGCUUUCGUCCGAACUACUAGCAGGAGAUUCGUUCGUCGUAUGUCCUUCAAGAAAUCCCGACGGCCUUUUUUUCGUCCAAAGAAAUUGGGACGGAAAGGAACUCCCUUGCCUACCACCAUAGAAAUGGUGGGUGAUUUGAAGGAGAAAGAUCCUCGUGAUAUCCAUUACCAACCUGACACACCAUACGAAGAUGAUAAAAGUCAAAAUGGACCACCACGAUUGGAAUCACUCAAGCGCAUGAGUUCCAUCUACUCUAACGGCAGCUCGGUCUGGUCGACCGAUCCUAUUUCAUCUGACCCUGCCUUUCGAUUGGACUCCAGGAGAAGCUCUGGCUGGUCCAUGAAUCCACUUCCGUCUGACUCUGCUGCUAAGCGACCUUCAACAAACCCCCGAAGGCCCACCAUUGUUGCUCCUACUGUCCGGGUUCGGGAACUGCCUCGAGAAUUGAGCCUCAAUCGAGUCGUAACGGAAGACGAGGACAGCGAUGAUGAUUUGUCAAGUCCCCAACUGGCCACGAAACCCAAUGAAAAGCAUCAGACCACUUCCACCGUCCAAGUGAAUUGCCAGCACAUCACCGAUGCGUGCAACCGUCGUGGGCUUUACAGUGGAAGCCUGGAUGCCGAGACGCAACUACCGCAUGGACAUGGAAGCAUGAUUUACCCAGGCAGGGCGCGGUACCAGGGAUCCUGGGAAGAAGGUCACUGGCAUGGCAAGGCGAUCUUCCGAGAUGGCAUGGGUAGUGUCUAUCACGGAUACUUUGAGCAAGAUAAGAAAGAAGGAACUGGCAUUCUCAAGUACGCCAGUGGAAAAACCUUUGAAGGCCGGUUCAAGGACAACCAAAUGUACGAGGGUACAAUGACGGAUGGUCGCACUGGUUCCACUCACGAAGGUCUCUUUGAAAAUGGACAAUCCCAUGGUUUUGGAUCGCACCAGUAUUCGGAUGGCUCCGAGUAUAGGGGUCAGUUUGAGCAAGGCGAGAGACAUGGACAUGGUACGGUCGUCAUGCCAUCUGGUGCCAAGUACAUUGGGGAUUUUGAAAAUGACCUGGCCCAUGGAAUGGGUCAAUCGGAGUAUAAGGAUGGAACCGUCGAGCAUGCUGGCCACUGGGAUACCGGGGUACCUGUGCAUUCGCAAAUCUUCGAUGCCUAA